AUGUCUGAUAAUAAUACUAAAGUUGAACCUAGUGCUAGUACUAGUACUGCUUCUAAUAACAGUACAGUACCAGAUAGUACUACUAUAGGUUCCAAUGUGGGCUCAGAUAAUAAAUCUGAUGCCACUCAACAACAAGAUCAACAACAUCUCCCACAACAACCACCGCAACAACCACAUUCUGCUGGAUCAUCGAAUGCUUCAUCUGCUUCUGGAACCCCAGCUAAUCAAUAUAGUAAUAUGAACUACCAACAAUCUUUCAAUCCAAAUUAUAACAAUUAUAAUAAUUAUGGUAAUUAUGGUGGUAGUACUGGUAGUGGUGGGAAUAAACAUUACAAUAAAAAUUACAGUGGUAGACAAAAUUAUAAUAACAAUAGCGGCAAUGGACCCAAUACCAAUACUGGAAAUCAACGAUACAAUAACUCAUCGGGAUCCAAUGUAUCCAAUUCAAAUAGAAAACCUUACAACCAGAAACAUAACCAGCAACAGCAACAGCAGCAACAACAACAAGGAUACGCCGCUGCUGCCGCAGCUGCAUAUGGGUACGGUGCUCCAAUGUAUGGCUACUAUUAUCCUCAAGUAUAUGUUCCUCAAAUGCAACAAUAUAUCCCAGGUCAACCACCAUAUGUUGCCCCAAUUCCAGCUCAACACACAGUUACUACUCCACCCCCAACUGUAGUUAAAUUAACUACUAAAGAUGGAAGACCAUUGGAAUUUGAAGAUAAAAAGAAAAAGACUCCAAUUUCUUCUCCUCACCCAGUGGCUGCCACUACUGCUGCCACAGCCACCACCGCAUCUUCGUCUAAAGAUUCAAGUAUAACUCCUGCUUCUACAAGUCUCAGUCCAAAAGUAAAUGCUGAUAUUCCAGUUAAACCUGCUGCAAGUUUAUCAGCAGCAGCUGAAGAAUUCAAGAGAAAGAUUAGAGAAAGAGCAGAAGCUGCUGCUGCUAAAAAGGCAGAAGAAGAAAAAAAGGCAAAGGAAUCUGCUCCUGCUACUACUGAAGAAUCAGUCACUACUGAACCAACUACACAAGAAGCUCCAGUUGAAGAAGUACCUAAAGUUGAAACUCCAGCUGUUGUCGUAAGUGAAGAAACUCCAAAGGCGGAAACUCCAGUUGUUGUAGAACAGCCAAAGGAAGAAGAAGUUAAAGAAGAAGAAAAAGUUCCAGAGACCAAGGAAGAAGAACCAGCACCAGCUAAGGAAGAAGAACAAGUUCAACCAGAAGUAGAAAAAGCUAUAGAAGAACCAGUUUCUGAACCAAUAGUAGCCGAAGAAGCCAAACCUGAAGAAGUAGAACCAGUAACCAUCACUGAAGAAGUAGCCCCAGCUGCUGCUGAAGAAGAAGAACCAGAGGUCGAAGCAGAACAAGAAGCCGAAGCCGAAGAAGCCGAAACAGAAGAACCAGAAGAAGAAACAGCAACCGAAGAACCAGAACCACAACUAACCAUUUCUCAAUUCUUAGAAAAAUUACAAAAAGCUACUCCAAUUGAUGAUAUUUUCGCCACAACUUAUCCAGAAGGUAUACAAGGUGUUGAUUCAUCCCGUGUAAUCCCAGGGAAGAAAUAUAGAUAUGAUCCACAAUUCUUAAUCCAAUUCCGUGAUGUGAUUGAAUUCACCAUUGAUCCAGUUUUUAAAGCACAAUUAGAAGCCGUUGAUAUCGGAGUUAGAAGAGCACAAGUUAGUACUGGUGGUGAUAGAGGUUCUGGAGGAGGACGUAAUCAGAGUAAAUAUGCUUCUGGAUUACCUGCAAGAUUUGCCGGUAGUGGUGGAAGUAGAGGUGGUGCAUAUGAUGGUAGACAAAAUUCUAGAAGUGGAUCUAAGAGAAGAGGUCCUUCAAGUAGGGAUAAAUCUACUAGAAAGGGUAAUCAAUCUAAGAGAGGUAGAGGAGAUAAUGGUGGUCGUGAAAAGACAGAAGAAGAAAUAGCUAAGCAAGCUGCUGAAGCAGCUAAAUUGGCUGAAGAUGUUAAACCAUUAGAACAAUCUGCCAAUAGAUGGAUUCCUAAAUCUAGAAAGAAGAAAGAAGUUGAAGUUAGAUAUGCUGAAGAUGGUUCUAUUAUAUUAGAAAAGGAUGAUGUUGAAUCUAAGAUUAAAUCAUUAUUGAAUAAAUUAACUUUAGAAAUGUUCCAAACUAUUACUGAUCAAAUUUUGGAAGUUUCAAAACAAUCAAGAUGGGAAAAAGAUGCCCAAACUAUUAAACAAAUUGUUCAAUUAACCUUUGCAAAAGCUUGUGAUGAACCAUAUUGGUCAGAAAUGUAUGCCAAGUUCUGUGCUAAGAUGUGUACUGAUAUCUUACCUGAAAUCACCGAUGAAACUGCCGUUAGAAAAGAUGGUACUCAUCCUUCCGGAGGUGAUUUGGCAAGAAGAGUGUUGCUAACCACUUGUCAACAAGAAUAUGAAAAGGGAUGGUCUGAUAAAUUACCAACAAACCCUGACGGAUCUCCAUUAGAACCAGAAAUGAUGUCGGAUGAAUAUUAUGCCAUGGCUGCUGCCAAGAGAAGAGGAUUGGGUUUGGUGAAAUUUAUUGGACAUUUAUAUAAUUUGAAUAUGUUGAAUGAUCAAGUUAUUUUCAUAUGUUUAAGAGAUCAAUGUAAGAAUACUGAAGAUCCUUCUGAAGAUAGUUUGGAAAAUUUGGCACAAUUAGUUAAGACAGUUGGACCUAAAUUAGAUCAAAAUGAUCUGACUAGACCAAUUUUAAAACUUGUUUUUGAAAAUGUUCAAAAGGUUUUAGAUAAUGAAGAAUUGAAAUUACCUUCAAGAAUUAAAUUUAUGUUGAUGGAUUUACAAGAUUUAAGAGCAGCAAAAUGGGUUUCACGUAAAGCUGAUGCUGGUCCAAAAACAAUUGAAGAAAUUCAUCGUGAUGCCGAAAUUAAGAAAAUGGAAGAACAAAGACAAAGUAAUGAAAAGAGACAACAAAGAAGGGAACAAGAAAGAGGUGGUAGUGGUCAAGGUGGUAGAUCUAGUUCUUCAAGAGCUGGUUCAUCUUGGAAUAAUACUUCAUCAGGUUCUAAUCCUGUUAAUAAUUUGAGGAAAAAUGCUUCAUUUGUUAGAUCCCCUUCUUCAACCAGUAGUCGCCCAUCCAGUGAUGCGGGUAAUCUCCAAAGAGAAACUUCUAAGAGGUCUGAAUCUACUCAUAUUAAUAGAUUUGCCGCAUUAGGCGCUGAUGAUGAUGAAGAUUCUUAG
Molecule: messenger RNA, 3177 nt
Organism: Hemisphaericaspora subhashii
Lineage: Eukaryota; Fungi; Ascomycota; Pichiomycetes; Serinales; Debaryomycetaceae
Product: translation initiation factor eIF4G
Exons: 1
Coding region: 1-3177 (1058 amino acids)
Cellular component (GO): eukaryotic translation initiation factor 4F complex
Molecular function (GO): mRNA binding; translation initiation factor activity; protein binding
Source: RefSeq, a predicted model, not a curated record